AUGGAUGUCUUCUGGACGCUGCCUCCGGUCUCCAGGACCAUCACGGCACUGUCUGUAGUUGUUUCUGCUCUCGGCUAUGGCGGUAUCAUCAGCCUGUACCAGUAUAUCUUCGCCAACCAGAUGGUAUUCACGACCAAGAUCGUACCCCAGAUAUGGCGCGUGUUCACGGCGUUUCUCAUUACGAAACCGAAGUUCGCCAUUCUCUUAGAUCCAUACUUUCUAUACCAGUACGGCAGCGCUCUAGAGCGUGAGUCGUCGCGUUUUACGCAGCCGGGCGACUUUCUUGUGUAUACUAUGUUCGUUGGCUCGGUCAUAGUGGCGCUUGCAGGUGUCAUCCUUGACGGCUACACAUUCCUUCCCGCGCUCUCUCUCGCAUACGCAUACACAUUCGCCCAGGAUAAUCCGACGCGCCAGGUCAGCUUCUUCAUUGUGAACUUCGACUCGAAGUAUCUGCCCUUCGCCAUGACGUUCAUGACCUUCAUCAUUGACGGUCAGAGCGCUGCUCUUGGUCAGCUUACUGGUCUUGUCGCCGCACACUUGUACGAUUUCCUCACACGCAUUUGGCCCACGUUUGGUGGAGGCAAGAACUAUAUCUUCACGCCGUCGGUGGUGAAGCGUUGGUUUGGCGCGACGCCGGGGACGGCCCAAAAUAGAGGCUACGGACACGCCGUGCAGGGUCGUGGGCGCGAAACUGGGUCGAACGAGCCAAGUACCGGGCGCAGUACUGGUGCCACCUUUGGCAGCAUGGGGCCUGGCCGCCGUCUUGGAGAAUAA
This is a messenger RNA of Boeremia exigua, 774 nucleotides long. RefSeq names its product Der1-like family-domain-containing protein. The coding region runs from base 1 to 774 and encodes 257 amino acids. The transcript is spliced from 3 exons. Gene Ontology annotation, molecular function: ubiquitin-specific protease binding; misfolded protein binding. Gene Ontology annotation, cellular component: endoplasmic reticulum membrane; Hrd1p ubiquitin ligase ERAD-L complex. Gene Ontology annotation, biological process: endoplasmic reticulum unfolded protein response. NCBI's taxonomy places the organism in Eukaryota, Fungi, Ascomycota, Dothideomycetes, Pleosporales, Didymellaceae. The record is from RefSeq and is a predicted model, not a curated record.